Messenger RNA from Microthlaspi erraticum, 279 nucleotides. Lineage: Eukaryota; Viridiplantae; Streptophyta; Magnoliopsida; Brassicales; Brassicaceae. The record is from the annotation of a GenBank genome assembly.
AUGAACACAAGAUCACGUGGUCAAGACAUUCUGUUCUGGACAAGUGAUCUUCAAAGAGCUGAACAAGAGAAACAGUCAAAGCAAGGCAGAGAUAGAGCUGAGAAGCAACUGAGAGCUGAACAGCAGCUAGAGAACGACGUACCAGAGCUUGUGAGCAUGGCAGACCCACCAGAAGUCCCAGAGUUUCCAUUGAGAGCUGACCAGCAGCAUGGAGGAUAUCCAGUUCAUCCUCCACACCCUCAACUGCCACGGAAUCACCCCACCACCAGUCCCUUUUAA